This is a messenger RNA of Cherax quadricarinatus, 4707 nucleotides long. The record is from RefSeq and is a predicted model, not a curated record. Lineage: Eukaryota; Metazoa; Arthropoda; Malacostraca; Decapoda; Parastacidae.
UUAUACACUGUGUGCCACAGGAUUUGUUUUAUGUGGUGCACACAUACCACAUAGAUGUAUUCUCUCAUAUCUAGGCCCACAUUUACCGCUCACAGCUUAUCAGAGUGAGCUGAGCUCAUGCCGUAGAUCUACGGUUUGGACCCUGAACGUAAAGCCGUAGAUUUACGGGACGGACCCUGAAAGGGUUAAAGUGAUGUGGGAUCACCAAGGGUAUAAUAAAGAGGGAUAAGAAAGGGGUUGAAAUUUAGGGGCUUGAAUAUCCAGCACACUUUUGUGAGUAUGUUAGGUAGGAAUGAAUGGAAAUAAGUGAUAUUUAAUGCAUGCUUUGUUGGAGUGUGAGUGUGGUAACUUUUAUGAAGGGAUUCAGGGAAACUGACUAGCCAGACUUGAGUCCUAGAGGUGGGAAGAGCAGUGCCUGCACUCUGAAGAAGGGGUGGAGAUAUUGCAGUCAGAGAGUAAUUGAUUGUGAUGUCAACACACUUCUGAAAAGACAGUGACUAAAUAGAUGAUGGUGAAUCUGGUUUUUUUAUUUGAUCAAACUGCCUUGGCAGGGGAUGGCCAUGGAGAAAAUAAUCCUCAUAUUGGCCAGAUUAUAGACUUAAUAAUUACUUAACACCUAAUAUUCGAACAGAAUUCGGAGCAGGAAUUUAAUCGAGCUUGGACAUUUGUGCACUCAGCGAUAGAAGCACUGCAGACACACUUGACCCUAGAGGAGGAGGUGGAUUACUCUCAGUCAUGUUAUGUUGAUGGCACCACGACUAUAGUGAACCACUCACUUGGUCUUCUCCAGUUCCUUCUUGCUUUGUUUAAGAAGGAUAUGAAGGAGAACAACAACAGUGAUUGUGUGGGAGAGCUUCUCACUUGGCAAGUGUUCUGGGGACACUCGAGGAAUCCUUCAGCAACUGUGCCAGUCAAAGAGCUCAUUCAGUUGUGGGUUUCAAUGUCAUCAGCACCACCAAGUGUUAAGCACUGUUUAUCACAACUUGUAUCCAUGGUACUGGAACUAACAUGGAGAUCUGAAAAACAGAGUCUGCUCCCAUAUGGUCCUCUGCCAAAUUCACUGUUUCAUGUCGGUAAUGAACUGCAGCUUCGCAUAAAAGAUUGUGGCUCCUGUGAUAGCAUGAAGCUCAUCUUAGAUCUCUCAUCUCCCUGGGCAAAAAUGGUUGUUUGUUCAGUUAUUUUCCAGAGAAUUGCUCCAGUACAAAAUGCAGCCAUCACUCUGGAAGAUAUUAUGGAGUGUUACCGUGCCAUGGUAGCGAGAGCAGCGACCACAUCAUGCUUCAAGACAACAUCUGCGAAAGCCCACGAUCAGAAGGUUAUCUUGCCUUCUACAACCCACCAUCACAAGGAAGACUUGCCCUCUACAACCCACCAUCACAAGGAAGACUUGCCCUCUACAACCCACCAUCACAAGGAAGACUUGCCCUCUACAACCCACCAUCACAAGGAAGACUUGCCCUCUACAACCCACCAUCACAAGGAAGACUUGCCCUCUACAACCCACCAUCACAAGGAAGACUUGCCCUCUACAACCCACCAUCACAAGGAAGACUUGCCCUCUACAACCCACCAUCACAAGGAAGACUUGCCCUCUACAACCCACCAUCACAAGGAAGACUUGCCCUCUACAACCCACCAUCAGAGAACAGUCUUGCCCUCAGCUCCCACAAAGUAUCGGUCAUCCACAACAAGUGCCAGACGAGGUCUUAAUCCUCAUUUAAUCAACAAAAGGACCUGUUCUGGCGAGACACCCCUCAUUCGUGCCUGCAUUAAGAACGAUGUGGAGCGAGUGCGUGACCUUCUGACUGUACCAGGUAUUGACAUCAAUCUAGCUGAUUACUCUGGCUGGACAGCCUUACAUGAAGCAGCCAUGCGGGGCUUUGAUCAAUGUGUCCAGCUUCUGCUCAGUUAUAAUCACUAUGAUACACUUGAAGCCAAGGAAACUGUGUAUCCCUGUGGUAGAAAAGGCCAGAAUUCACGCAGUGUGAAUGUGCGAGCUAGGGGUGGAGAAGAGAUGAAAACACCACUACACGAUGCAGUGGAGUCCAACCAUCUUACCACUGCUAAGUUGCUUCUUGAUUAUCAAGGGCCCGAUUUAUUGAAAGACAAGACAGUAAUGGGCAAGACUCCGCAGAGUUUAGCGACCUCGAGUGAGAUGCGGCAGCUCCUCAAGUCAUACAAGAGAGCACCUCCAUCCUUGGCUGGCAAGAGGAGUGGUGAGCUGCAGAAGUUCAAUAAAUCAAGUUUAAUCUCCAUAGAUCUUAACAACCUCAGUGCCUUCCUUCACAACUUUGAAGAUCAGAUGACAUUUAUCCUCACAUAUGUUAACAGCUACAUGGAAGUUUCUGGCAUCAGAUCUCUUGGCUUAGCCUUACAACAAGAAAUGAACCAACCUAAUUCAGCUGUUAUACAGACUAACAAUAUGGUGGCAAGUUCUACGAGAAUAUUGAAGCUACUCAGAUUGAACUGCAAACUCUCCGGCAACUUGAAACUCAGGGUAAUGAAUCUAAAGAUGUAAGGGUUAAGUAUGUAUUUAGUGAAACAGCAACACCUUCCAAUUCUGAAAUAGCGUUGAUUGACGAAAUAUAUGAUCAUUUUUUGUUGGAUUUGUUUACAUGGAGGAAUAAGAAUAUAGCAAAUACUACUAAAAAUGAAACAGAUUUUGAAGAAGUGCUAAGAGCCAUGUUUUUAUGAGAAUUUUUACAUUAGGACCAGAGUACACUUUAGUGAGACCGCAAGAUAUUGUACUCCUGUGUAUAAUGUUGACAAAUAAAUAUGUAAGAUCUCGUUACUAUUUGUUCAUUAAUUUUUCAAUGCCCCUUAAAAAUUUUUUGCUCUGUUUAGACAUAGGUAUUCCUCUUACUAAAAUUAAUUUUAAAUUUAUUUCUUCAAUUCUUCUUAAAUUUCUCUGGUUUAAAAAAAAAUGAAAUGUGUAUAAAUAUUAUGUUUCUUUUAGAAUUAAGGUGAUCAAAAUUGUUGAAUCCUGAAGAUUGAGCAGGUAGAAGAAUUUUUGUUGUAUAUAAACAUUUGCUUUAUGUCUGAUGUAAUAAAAUUAGAUUAUGUUUAAAAGUAGAGGGGAACCCAUCUUGCGAUGCUCUCAGUCUGUGUACCUAGGAAUGACAACCUUGUUUUACAUCCACCGAGCUACAGUACAAACACUUUUGAAACGUCCUUUUGAAUAUUAUUUGCUUUAACACACUGGCUGCCUCCCAUCGAGUCAGGAUGACCCCAAAAAGAAGAAACGCUUUCCUAAAGUAGUUGUUCUUUGUGCAUUUAGUAAUUUGAACAGGAGUUACUACCUCCUUGUUCCUCCAGAAGUAAGGAGCUGGUAACCCCUUCUGGAGGAAAAAUUCUUCUCCACUUUCCUUGGAAGACCUCUGAAUAUACUUUUCCGUACUGUUUUCUAUGCUAAUAGCUUACUUGUCUGUGGAAACACCGGUAACACCAGAAAUUCUUAAAUUUAAACAACAGAAACACGAGUAGUUUUGAAGCGAAAGAACCAAGAAACAACUUACUUGCUAAUUUAAACAUUAAAUUGUAAUUCUUUUGUUGGUUGAACCAGCAAGAAUGAAAUUCAUUCAACUUGUAUUCAAGUGGAACACAACUUGUAUUCAAGUGGAAGAGCCAGGAACACAACUUGUUUGGAAGUUGGAAACCUCCUGUACUAUAUUGAUAGAAAGUCAGAAAACUAUUUGUGAAUGGCCUUUAAGACUUAAUGGUAUUAGAAAAGAACAGUAAUUACUUAUGUGAAAGUUACACUAGUAAAAGAUUAUAAUAAUCUUACACUUACAUUUUAUAGUGUAGGCUGGUGUAAAUAAUUUGGACAUAAAUAUUGAAAGAUAUAUUUUAAACACCUUGAUUUUUGUAAUCAUUUUAUUAUUUUUAUAAAUAUUUGUCAGAACGAUAUCUCCACAAAGUAUUAUGGAGAAUUUAAGAUUUUGCAAAACUUAAAUAAUUUUUCUUCUUACAAUUUCCUCAGUAAAAAUACUCUAUGUAAGUUUUUACUUUGUCUCUACAAGAAUUGAGACUUAAUUCUGUUUUAAUGGCAGUUAAAUACUCAGUCUUAUUUUCUGUAUUAUAGAACUCUCUUUUCUUUCAGCUGAUGUAGACCUUUAUUACCCUUACAGGUUAAGUGUUUCUUGCAUUUUUAUUUUUGUAAUGCACAAAAAAUAAGGGAACACAUUUCAUCAUCAUCAUUGACUCCUGUACUCACAUAGUUGUGGUUGUAGUGAUUGAGUCACAGCUCCUGGCCCUGUUUUACCUGAAGUGUUCUAACAUAGUUCAGAUGUCCCUCUGAACUGCAACAUCCUCUCCCUUCCUAUGGAGUGUAGACACUGUACUUCCCACCUCCAGGGUUAACUCCCAACUGGUUUUCCUCAAUCCCUUCAUAAGUGCUACUUUGCUCACAUUCUAAUUAUACAUCAAGCUAUAAAACCACUUUUCUUUGUUCUUUCCUAUCUAAUACACUUACACAAACCUGAUGGAUGUUCAUGCCCCUAGUAUUCAAAACCUCUUUUAUUCCCUCCAGCCUUUCUGGGACAAUGCUAGGAAAGGUUGGAGGGACCGAAGAUGGCAUUUAAAUCUGGAGUGUAAGAACGAAAGGGUAGGGGCAUCCAAGGAAGGGUUAGAGGGACCUAAGAGGGUACAUACAGUAGAGAACCCCAGUAUCCACUGAUUCGGCAUCCGUGGUUUGUUAUCCACGGUUUA